ACUGCACACAGCGACCGGAGCUCACAGCUUCAGUGGACAGCUCCGUGGUGCUGACAUCUCAGAACGACCACUCACUCACCCACUCUCUCUUAAGCCGCGAGACAUGACUGGAACCAUGGACGGAUUCUCGUGGAAACUUUUUCUACUUUCUUGCCUGGUUGUUGUGGAGAGCUCUGCGCAAGACUUCGGACAGACACAGUUUAUUUGCACGUCGGUGCCCAAGGAUAUGGACUUGUGCGCGGCCACGAUGCAGAACAGCGGUCCGGCGGAGGACCUGAAGACUACGGUCAUGCAGCUGCGGGAGACCGUGCUACAGCAAAAAGAGACAAUUAUGAACCAAAAGGAGACAAUCAGGGAACUAACGUCCAAGUUGAGCCGCUGCGAGAGCCAGAGCCUCCCGGCGGCGGGACCCGGUGGGAGACGGCCAGGGUCGAAGAACACGAUGGGGGAUGUAUCCCGGGGCACCACGGACACUCUGACCCAGCUGGGACAUACUUUACAGACGUUGAAACAGAGACUGGAGAAUCUCGAGCAGUACAGCCGAGGGAACAACACCGUGCAAGCGAACAGUCUGAAAGAUCUGCUCCAAAACAAGAUAGACGACAUGGAGAAGCAGGUUUUGUCCCGGGUCAACACGAUAGAGGAGACCAAACCCGGCGCCAGGAAUGACACCGAUCAGCGGAACAGAGUGGAGUCCACGCUCACCACUCUGCACCAUCGGAUCACAGACCUGGAGAAAGGUAAAGACAGCAGGCCGACAGAUACGUUUCAGCUCACCUUUCCCCUGAGAACCAACUACAUGUACGCCAAAGCCAAGAAGAGCCUUCCUGAGAUGUACUCCUUCAGCGUGUGUCUGUGGAUCAAGUCCAACGCCUCGCCUGGCGUGGGGACAUCCUUCUCCUACGCUGUCCCGGGUCAGGCCAACGAGCUGGUGCUGAUCGAGUGGGGGACCAACCCUAUGGAGAUCCUUAUCAAUGACAAGGUUGCAAAGCUGCCGUUCCUCAUCAAUGAUGGGAAAUGGCAUCACCUCUGCAUCACGUGGACCACCCGUGACGGGAUGUGGGAAGCCUUCCAGGAUGGAGUGAUGCGGGGGAGCGGAGAAAAUCUGGCACCGUACCAUCCCAUCAAACCAGAGGGAGUGCUGGUCCUGGGACAAGAGCAGGACACGUUGGGAGGAGGCUUUGAUGCGACACAAGCUUUCGUCGGUGAACUAGCAAACUUGAACAUCUGGAAUAGGAAACUUUCUGUCACAGAGAUCUACAACUUGGCGACCUGCAACAGCAAACCGUCGGCUGGCAACGUCUUCUCCUGGACAGAGAGCAACAUCGAAAUAUUUGGCGGAGCGACCAAAUGGACCUUCGAGCCUUGCCGUUCGCUCAACUGAACUGCAAUUUCACCGUCCAAGAAAGUCCACUCUGUGUUUCUGAGCUUUUGUCGUUCAUGUCUUCAUUUGACGUUUGUUAGAGACUAUUUGAGUUGUUGGUAAGCUUAAAUCUGGGAUUUCUAUCGUUCUUAGAUAUAUUAUGUGCAAAACAACACUUUUCAUCUUGAGGAAAAAAAACAGAAUUCAUCAUGUAAACCUCAGAGAGAAAGUAGUGGUAUUUGUUUCGGUAUCUGUUUCUAAUUUUUUUUCUUGGACGUUCAGUUGAAAGCACACCUAAGCUUUUCGUUUGGCUUAUUUCGACUUGGACUGGCAGCUGGCAAUCUGCGCCUUACGUUUGGACAAUUCACAAUCCAAGAGAGGAAUUACAUAACCGCUCCCACCCCCUUCCCUCUGGAAAGUGGGAGAUUACGCUGUCCAUCCAAUUCUUAUCAGUGUUUGGCGGUGUGAAGUGAUGUCUGGCGCAGUACUGCUCCCUGCGACCCCCCCCCCCCCCUACCUCUCCUUCAUUCUGCCCUGCCCCUCCGGAACUUGCACUGUGACUGACUAAGAGAUUGCCAAGAGAGGAGGGUAUGUUGAAGGACAUUGCAAAGUCAGGCUUUGGUACAAGUCAAUUUGUAAUUGUUGUUUAGCUUCAAGUGUAAGAAUGUCGUUAACUUGCCAACAUUGCUACAAAGCCUGGGUGCCUUGGGCUGGUACAAAUAUUCAGCACAUUCAAUAUGUUUUAAGUUGCAAAUUCAAUGUUUACUGGUUUAUGUUAUCCUUUCUGAGCUGGGUUUAGUUUCUUGUUUCUUGGUAAAUGUUAUUUAAUUACAGUUUGUUAUCUGACAUGACGUGUUUCGGCAGGUGUUUGUACUACUCUGUAUUAGGAAUGUUACAGUAUGUGUAUAGUAACAGCAUGAAUGACAGAGUGCUGUGAAAGCAUUGUUGAAAUCUGCUUUACUAUCUUCUCUGGGUCUGGGUUUUUUACUGUAUUGUUAUAUGCUCCAAGCAUGGCAAAACUGAGAGAUCAAAAAUUUAAUUUUUGUAAUAAAAUUGUGAUACUUAAUGUCACAGUGCAUUCCUGGCUUUGGUUAUGUGUAUCGAAACAUGUGAAGCUGUGAGAGCACUGGGAAAGGUGAUGCAGAGCGAGCGGGUGCUGGAGAUCAGAUAGUACAUUUUUACCAUGGUCAAAGAGUAAAGACAGAAAGCUAACUGCCAGAUAAGUGAAAUAUCCAAAGGCAGUGAAGGUCACAAAGAGGGCGCUCGAGAAAAGAGAUGAAACUGUGUGGGUCUCUGUGUGUUUGUGUGCUCUGACUCUUUUUAAGCUGACUGCAGAAGAUAACCCACUCCCUGCUUUGUUGUUGCUGCUGUGAGAUGCAGUGCCGUGCACUAAAGACAGCGAGGUUGUCAAAGGGGAAAAGUGCUUCGUCAUAUCAGCCUUUCAAUGGCUCAGUUCAACGGAGAGCAGCCUAAACUAAAACUACAGCAAUUCGAGCUCAGCUGAGGUUCAGCUCAGUUGACCUGUUGCUGGAGCACCAAACAUUAGCAUUGAAGAGAUGGGGCUGUUCCUGCAUCUAAAUGAGACACUUAAUCCCUUACACUCAAGCGUCAAGUGGUGAAAGAAAAAUAAAUCAGAACAACACGAUUUGUUCUGCUGCUAUUAGAACGCCUUUCUUUCCUCACCAUGAGACACUUUAGAAAAGCUCCUCACAGUGUGCAGCUGUUAUCUUUGUUUUUCAACUCAUAUUUUCUUUAUCAAGAAAACCUCUAAGUCAUGUUGUGCCGAAUAAUUUCUGCUCAUAAACACCACAUUUCUUUUGAAUAAAUUUAUUGACCUUUGACUGAAAUAUUACUGGGGAAAGAUGAAGUUGUAGGUCUUCGCAGGUUUGACUUAUGCCUGAAUUAGUUUAGUUAGCUUUCUGCGGGAGUGUUUACAUACAAACGGACAAUUCAUUUGCAUACAGCGCAUCAACAUAAAACUACAACAGCUGUCAACUUUUACACUUCAAUAAUUCAAUAAUACUCAAAUUUAACUGAGCUUCAACUGCUCAAACUGCUCUUUAGAAACCUCACAGUGGACUUUGUUUGGCUCAGGAGGAAUUGCAUUCUUAAUACUUUAAACAAUAAUUCAACUGCUUUGAGAACUUCUUCUUCAACUGACUUCCUAAGCUACUUUCAGCAUCAACAUGUCAACUGACACUUCAACUGAUUUUUAUUUUUCAACUGUCUGGUGUCAGUGCUUAAUGGAUAGACUACUUUGAUUGUUUAGAGUACAUACAUUUCAACUGCAAUUUUGAUUGCUUUAAAUUGCUUUCAUUGUUGUUCAUCCGACAUGUUAGCAACUCUCAUAGCUUACUCUUUCAUGUGUAGUUCAACCGCUUUCAAUGUUCAGAUACAACACUGAAAAUUCAACCGACUACCGGGCUUCAAUUUAAAACUAAAAUUUCAACUGCUUUCAACUCUUCCCAUUCCAACAGACACUAUCAACUUUUUCCGUACCUCAAAUUCAUCUGACACUUCAACUUAUAUAAUUACCUCAACUUAAAGGGGAUUCUGAGCCAGGAUUGCAUCCACAUGGCUCUCAACAUGGAGAUGGCUGAGCCGGCGGUGCUAACAGCGACAGCCGUACUGACAGAGCUAACAGUGUUCCCCUGAGGGAGAACCAGAGGGUGUGGGCUUUGCGCUAGUGCAGUGGUGGCGAUUAGGAAGGCAGUGGGACACACACACAGGGAUUCACAUGCACUAACAUGGACGUACAGCCACACCGGCUUACACACAUAGCACAGAGAAGCUGAGAUAACACACAGAUGGAGAGUGCCUUCUUUCUCUGCUCAGGUAUACAUUACUCCACUAUAUCUUUACAUAGAAAAUAGUUGUUUGCUGCUAUAUUAAUGCUCUGAAUAUCUUAUGUAGUUCAUUUACACUGCAACUCCCAUACAACAUCUUACAUGCAAACUUUUAUCGUUUACUCAUUUUUAAAGAAAUUUCAAUUUGUUUCCCUUGUUUGCACCUGCGAUAUUCAGCAGCAAGUUUAGCUUCACACUGUUUUAUGGAAUGAAAUUCCACUCCUUAAUGUGGUUAGCUCAUGAAUACAUUCAUUGAGCCG
Messenger RNA from Anarrhichthys ocellatus (wolf-eel), 4469 nucleotides. RefSeq names its product neuronal pentraxin-1-like. The record is from RefSeq and is a predicted model, not a curated record. The coding region runs from base 104 to 1384 and encodes 426 amino acids. Lineage: Eukaryota; Metazoa; Chordata; Actinopteri; Perciformes; Anarhichadidae. The transcript has 5 exons.